This is a messenger RNA of Adelges cooleyi (spruce gall adelgid), 1548 nucleotides long. It is a transcript of the gene DCTN2-p50, whose product is annotated as dynactin subunit 2. Gene Ontology annotation, cellular component: centrosome; cytoplasm; dynactin complex. Lineage: Eukaryota; Metazoa; Arthropoda; Insecta; Hemiptera; Adelgidae. Gene Ontology annotation, biological process: mitotic spindle organization. The transcript has 8 exons. The coding region runs from base 173 to 1387 and encodes 404 amino acids. The record is from RefSeq and is a predicted model, not a curated record.
AUAAGUAAAAACAUUCAAUAAUCGAUUUUAUAAAAAAAUAAUUUUAAACUAAAUUUUUUUAAUUUAAUUAAAAUAAAAUAAGUUGUUUAAUAUUUAAAUUAUAACUUUACAACUAAUUUUUAAUAGUAAAUUUUCUUUUUUUAAAUUUCGUCAUCGCUUUACAGUUUUUAAGAUGACUGUCGAUUCCAAAUACGCUCAUCUGAGCGGUAUCGCUUAUGACCAGCCAGAUGUCUAUGAGACGUCCGACUUGCCUGAGGAUGAUCAGCAACUUGAUUAUAUGGAAGAGGAAAAUGAAGAUAUUGAUCGAGUACAUAUUGAUACUUCUGAAGCUUAUGACCGUUUCAAAAAUCAAAUUGUAGGUGCAGAUAACAUUGAUUUUUCAGACAAACUGGGAAAGAAAUUAAAAACUGGUUAUAGAUCAAAGAAUGAACAUUGGGAGUUAGGGGCACAAGGAGAAAAGGAAACACCUUUAGAAAAGUAUUAUAGACUUAAGUUAGAAACUGAAGAAUUAGUUCAGGAAAUAAAUACAUUAAAAGAGAUUAAAAACGAACCCGAUGAACAGUUAUGUGCUAGUAUUGGAUCUCAAGUUCAAGAUGUUAUGCUAAAGCUGUCAACUAUAAACGUGGAUGAGUCUUUUGAACAACAAGUUGGAAAUUUAGGAACUUCUGAGAUAGAUGCCAUUCAACAAUACAUUGCUUCAGUUACUGAUAUGUUAAAAAAUCUACCGGAUGAAAAAGACAAAAAUAAGAAUAAAAAUGAAAAUGAAAGUUCAUCGCAAGCUUUAAUUUUUCAAGCUUUAAUCAGACCGAAGAAAGCUCAGCUAGAACAAGUGUCACACAUUUCUCGACUAGAAGAGCGUUUAAGAAAAUUAGAGUCAAUCAUUGGAUCGGGCGGAUUGGCAUUGAAACGAUUGGGUUAUUGUGAAAGCGGUGGUUUAAUUGAAGCUGUCCGAUUAUUAGUAGGCCAACUCUCAGUUCUAAAUUCUUCUCAACUCGACGCUGUGGAUACUAGAGUUUCCAAUUUAUUACCAAAACUCGAACAAGCUGCAGCAAAACUAGAUGUUCAAGAUGUUGAAAAAGACAAAAAAAUCAAUGAACUCUAUGAAAUCAUUUUAAAAGCGAAACAAGAAUCUCAUUUAUUACCAGACGUCUUACAAAGAAUGGUGGCUUUAGAAUCUCUUCAUCAAAAAGUUAGUAAAUUGGUUGUAACCAUAAGUAAUCUGGAUGCUCAAUACACAGAGAACUCAGAAAAUAUCGAAAAAAAUAAUGUAUUUUUAAAAAGUAUUAAAACACAUAUUGCCGAAAACAUGACGAAAAUGAAUUCCAACUUGCAGUCGUUAAAUGCAAGACUAGAAGCUGUAGACAAGUUAAAAAAAUCCCAUUCAUGAUGCUUUAAAAUGCUACUAUGUUUAAUAUAAAUUAUUUAACUAUAAAAAUGUAUACUACAUAGCUUUUAUAUUAUUUGCAUCGAUGUAAUAUUUAGAGUAAUGCUUACGAUUAAUGUAAAAUAUUAAUAUAUACCAACUAUAAAUAAAUACCAAAUUAACAA